AUCAGAUCAGGAUCGGACGGGCGCCGUGGCCGCAGAAGUGGCACUUUGGGCGUGGAGGAAGCAUCACGAUGGCGUUGCGGUGGCGCUCCGACUCUCUGGAUGGCGACCGACUCGUGGAACUCUACCAGCGGAAGGACGGUGACCUGGCCGCAAAGUGCAGCAGCGGCAGGAACGACAAACGUGUCCGCAGCUCACUCUCCGUGCACAUCUACGGCCUGCAAAGACGGCAGAACGUCGAUGUCUCCAGGCACGAGUACGACCACGGGCUGGAGGAGCUGAAAAAAAGUCACCUGGAGAACAUGGCGGAGCUGGAGAGGAUGUACAUCAGUCCCUGGGAGGAAGAUGAGGACGGACGUCUGCGGAGAGACGGCGACAAAAGCGCCAUCAGGGCUUCGUCCGCAUGCAGGAAGCUUCAGAGAAUCAAUUCCCAGGAGGAGCUGGAUUUCCCCGAGACGUCGAGCGGCUCCGACCAAUCCGAGCUGUCUGCGGAAGACGGCAGAAGAGAAACGACGCCGGACGCUCCCAGGAGGACUUCGACGCCGGGGCAAACCUUCGACGGAGAGAGUUCGCUCAGCCCAGAGGACAUGAUGAUGAUCCGGCAGCACCUCGGGGUCCGGUCCAGCUCGUCGGGUCCCAACCCCCAGAGCGGUCUCCUGCGUCAAAGGGGCUCUAACGGGCGGCCGGGCAACUCUAAAGUCACGGUGCCCAGACCUUUCCAGAUGAUGCUGCGAGAGGUGCGGAAGGUGCGCACCCGCUCUGAGUUGGAGCUUGAGAACGCGCUGCUCCGACGCGAGCUGGACGAGCUCAGGGAGUGCCAGAAAAAGUUCCGGGCCUCGCCGGCGCCGGCUCACGUCCGCCUGCCUCUCUACGACAUCAUCGGCCGCCGGCCGCCGCGGCCCUUCCACUUCCUGGAGAGAGAGAGGAAGAAGAGCGAGGCCAAGAUGGCGGCGGACCUGGCCGGCGCCGGAGGACCACAAGGUGGGCGGAGGGCCUUCGCAGCUCGGCGCGUGCCCGUCUCGAGGUCCGCCUCCGGGGCUCGGAGUCAGCGGUCGUCGCCCACCCCGAGCGGGGCCCCAGACCCCCGCCGAAAGUCAGAUGCCUACAGGCCUCAGAGAGCUCCGUCGCCCAAGGCGGCGGAGAAGCAGCCGGAGGUUUCCAUCGAGCUGGUCAAACCGGGCGAGUGGGCCCACGUGGACCCGAUGAGCAACGGGAAAUAACAGGCUUGUCUCGGCGUGUGCUAACCAACUGUACUGUACAUUGAAUUCGUUUUAGCGGGUUUAAUAAAGAAUGAAGAAUAUCAAAGUCGCUGAAACUUCAUUUUACUUGUUUUGACUGACAGA
Molecule: messenger RNA, 1340 nt
Organism: Phyllopteryx taeniolatus (common seadragon)
Lineage: Eukaryota; Metazoa; Chordata; Actinopteri; Syngnathiformes; Syngnathidae
Product: protein FAM161A-like
Exons: 4
Coding region: 69-1217 (382 amino acids)
Biological process (GO): cilium organization
Cellular component (GO): cilium
Source: RefSeq, a predicted model, not a curated record